UUCAUAACCUCACUGCCAAGCCCCGCUCUCCUCUCCUCCCUCCCAGCGGUCCUGCACGCGGAUGAUCGUCUAGUGAUCGGAUCAAUCGAUCGAUGAAGGUGCUCUGCUCUGCGUGCGAGGCCCCCGAGGCGCGCGUACUCUGCUGCGCCGACGAGGCCGCCCUCUGCGCGCGCUGCGACCGCGACGUGCACGACGCCAACCGCCUCGCCGGCAAGCACCACCGCCUGCCCCUCCUCUCCGCCGCCUCCAACCCGCCCGCCGUGUCCGCGCCAAACUGUGACAUAUGCCAGGAGGGCCACGCCUACUUCUUCUGCGUGGAGGACCGCGCGCUGCUCUGCCGGAGCUGCGACGUCGCCGUGCACACCGCCAACGCCUUCGUCUCCGCGCACCGGAGGUUCCUCCUCACCGGCGUCCAGGUCAGUCUCGAGCCCGACGAACAAGAAGAACCAGUGCCAGAGCCGGAGCCCGAGCCGCAACCGCCCAACAACGCCUCGUCGGCUCCCCUGCCACCGCCGAUGUGCCACAGGAAGAGGAGCCCGACGCCGCUCUACAGCGACGGAGAUAUCGACUGGGCGGCCGGCCCGGACGUCGGCAUCACCGGGAACUUGCCCGACUGGUCGGUCAUCGAUGAGCAGUUCGGCAGCGGUACCCCGGCGUUGAGGCCCGCGGAGCCGGAGGUAAUCAAAGCCCCUCCGAGGAAGAGUCCCCGGGUGGCCGUCACGGCGGCGAGCGCGGCACUUUUUGGCGGGAGCAUGCCGGACUGGCCGCUGGACGAGUUCUUCGGGUUCACCGAGUUCAACUCCGGCUUCGGAUUCGCAGAAAAUGGCACGUCCAAGGCCGACAGCGGGAAGCUCAGCUCGCCGAACCGCCGUUCGAUGUCGUCGUCCUCCUCCGGCAACGCCACCCAAAACGCGCAAGAUUUCUUCGGCCAGGUGCCGGAGGUCCACUGGUCGAGGUCGACCAUGCCGGAGCUCCCCUCCCCGCCCACGGCCUCAGGCCUCCACUGGCAGGGAGACCCGCACUACGGCCCUGCCUCCGACUCCGGGGCCGUGUUCGUGCCCGACAUCUGCUCCCCGGAGAACCCCUUCCGGUGCUUCACGGCCGGCGCCGAUCAGCAGCUCAAGCGCCGGCGGCGAUGCUAACAUGGCAACAGCGGAGACGCUCGCCGUCGGUCGAUCAGGUCGUGCCGGGACUAGAUUGCAGCUCGCGCGCCUGGAAGCUGAAACUAGCGUGCAGAAGAGAAGACUGAAGAAGGAGAUGGUUGCUACUAAUAGAUGGGCUAGUGGUUAGUAUGAUACUACGAUCCAUAUGCAUAUACCGCAGAUCUGCAGUAGCUCUGGGACUGAUUAGUUGUUAAUUACGGGGUCUGUUUGUGCAACGUUGCUUGUAAUUGUGAGUUUAGCUCGGGAUGUUAAACGAAAACAGUGGUAAAAACUAAGGAAGAAAAUAAAAAUAGUGAGAGUGCAAUGGAUGGCACUAGAAGUUUGGAACGGGCGAUUUCGCAGUGGAGUGUUUUCAGCUGGUCUGUUGGGCUGUCAGAAGGAUCAUUAUGUGAUGUAUGAUGUAUCAGCUCGAUCUGUAAACGCUGUACCUUCUGCUGACUUUGUUAACUGAGAGCGUUGAGUUCUGUUUUGCGAUAA
Messenger RNA from Triticum aestivum (bread wheat), 1640 nucleotides. RefSeq names its product B-box zinc finger protein 22. The transcript is spliced from 3 exons. The record is from RefSeq and is a predicted model, not a curated record. Gene Ontology annotation, biological process: regulation of DNA-templated transcription; photomorphogenesis. Lineage: Eukaryota; Viridiplantae; Streptophyta; Magnoliopsida; Poales; Poaceae. Gene Ontology annotation, cellular component: nucleus. Bases 93 to 1142 code for a protein of 349 amino acids. Gene Ontology annotation, molecular function: zinc ion binding.